UCGCAUAUGUACUACUAGGGACAGCUCGAGAAAUUGCAACAUGUACGAGCUUGGUUCUAUACUUACUCCCUACAGAGGGUGUGGGAGCAAGUUGCUCAACUUUUGGUCUACGAAUUUCGGAUAGGAGACCCUUCUUCGAUUUCGAAAUAAGCUCCAAAGCAAAAUAAACCCGCAGGAGCUUCGAAGGGAAGACUUUAAAUAAUAGAACAUUUGAAAGGUUUCGAUCUGAGACCUGAAGGGGGAAAAAUAUGGCCACCCCGAACAAAACCGUACCCGAGGAAAUUCGGCCGUUCGCCAUGAACAUUCAUAUCAUGAAUUCUACGGCAACUACAAAUGAUGAUGUCGCAAAGAUGAAACUGGAGAUGGAAGGGUUACUACGUGCGGUGUGCGCCGCUCUAAACUCACCCAAAAGGGAAGUUCUGAUAUUGAGGAACAUGGACCAAGAGAAAUUAGGCUUGACUAAGAGACAUCUUGACAAGUGGAAACAGAGAAUCGAGGGGGAACUCUCCACGAAGCUGAAAACAUCGCAGUGGCGAAAGUGCUUUGACUUUUGCGACCUGCCUCAAGAUGUCGAGUAUCUGUACUGCCACACAACGCCGACCCCGCAACCAACCACUAUCAACUUCAACCUCCGGUUGCCAACAGAUACGAGCACGGAGCUUGUGGACGGGUAUCACCGAGUCAUGAGCAUCUUAUCGAGGGAGGCAGAGAGCCUAUCAGCGGGUCGACCGUAUUUCGACUUCGAUGAACACUUACGAAGAGCUGACGGGCCACAUGCAUCUUCGUCAACUACAAGUGUUGUUACUAGGCGCGGCUUUAGUCAUUUUCCGGGACUUCUAGACCUAAAACUCGGCGACACCGUCCAAACACCAGAAUCAAAAACGGUCCAGUAUAAGAAACUGAAAGACGGGGAGAGGUUGGUUUCGAAUAUUGAAAAACAAGUUUCGGAUUAUUUUGGAGCCUUCGCAAACCACGAUGGUGGAUGGAUCGUCAUAGGCAUUGAAAACAAAAACUACGAGGUGGUCGGGCAGACGAUUCCCAAAGAAACAAAGGUUGAGAUAGAGAGGUGUCUCGACAAGUGCGCCAGGCGGAAGAUUUGGGGCAGGAGGCAAGAGGUCCCCGUCCGCGAAAAGCACUGGGAUGUCUACUUCCACCCCUUGGGGGGCGGUAAGCACCUCGUAGAGGUUCGAGUUAACCCUUUCUAUGGUGGAGUGUUUCAAAAAGCCCCCGAAUCUUACACUUUUGAAGUAAACGACAAUGGUGAGAAAGUACCCGUGGAUAUGGCAAUUGAUGAUUGGAUGGAAGCCAUGAUGAGACAAAAAAUAACAGAAAAAAGACGCAGUGACGAAAUGAGUCACAAAUUUGAAAUGCUCAGUACACAUAUUUGUGGAGGUUGCACAGUUUUUGCUCUGAAGAACGCUCGCAGGGAAAUACAAGAAAGGAUGUUCACAAUAAAGGAAGGUGUUCACAUUUGGCCGGAGACUUACCAUAGUCUGGUACAUCCCGAAGUUGCUCCCUUCCUCGACAGUGUCAUUUCUGCUCUGAGGGUUAAGUUUAGGUCCACAAAGGGAGUCUGUGUCAUUUCUCGGUGCAUAGCAGUUGACAUUGGCAUCCCAAGACCUGAAGAUGGCACAAAUAUCACGUGCGAUAUCUUAGUGUUCACAGAAACAGAGACUCCGUUUCUGGUAACUUUGGGGACCGCAAUGUCAUCGGAUGAGGGUGAGAGGUACUCCAGGGAAGCCGCAAUAGAACUCGAAGAACGUCUUACCAGGCACGGUGGAGAAGGUCGGUUCUUCAUUAAAAGCUACUGGUAUGACCAGUUGACAGAUCCGGAACUUGUCCCAGGCAUCUUGGAAAGCAUAUUGGGUCACCGACCACAGGACAAACCGGCCAGCUACCACCAGAUGCAUCUUCAGAAACUGCAAGCAAUCGUCGCCGGUCUCGUCAUCGCCAUCGCUGCAUUUACACCGGAAACCUACUUGUACAUGAAAGACUUAAUGGGAGUCCAGGUGAUGAACCUCUUGACUCCGUCUCAGCUCCUGGCACUCUCGAAAUGCAAGGAAAACCAAUACGUCUGUAUCCAGGGUUACCCAGGCACUGGGAAGACAGUCGUCGGUGUUGAGAGAGCUAAGCAACUACGUCUCGAUGGGGCCCAAGCAGAAGAGAUCCUGUACAUUCCCUCCAACGUGCAAAUGGCAAAAUAUGUGAGAGACCUGACCUUUCCGAGGAGCACCUCAUUACACGGAAGCAAAAUCUGCCUUUCUGAAGCAUUCAGAGAUAUUAUACAAAUGCUGAAAGAUGGGAGCAUGCCUGAAAACGUCAAGUACCUCAUUCUGGAUGACACACAAAACUUGCUCAGCCGGAGAAAUGUUCCUGCUUCCAAUGUGAAGGAAGACAUCCGCCAUCUCACACCAGAGAUGAGGCGUUUGGCCGUGCGGGAGACGCCUCCAAUUGGAUUGUUGAGGCAGGAGAACUACCAAGUUGACUGGUUGAAAUGUCUCUGCAUUUGGCUACGUGAAAAGCGAGACAACAGGAUGGUGAUUAUCUGCGAUGAGUCGCAAAGUCUUGAGAAGGAACACUACUACCAGACACUAAGACAGUUCAUUAAGGAGAGCAAUGGCACAACGGUAACACUGAAUGUAAUCAUAAGAAACUCCGAGGAAAUUACGGAGUUCUUCAAAAACUUUGUCUCAACGCAGUGUUACGGUGUACUUCCUACAACCGCACAUGACUUCAAGGGUCAAAAACCUCUGAUAAGACCAACCCUUCUUUCGCCAGAGUCGUUGAGGGAGACCGUUAAGAAGUUCACAACAUUGAGUUACAGUCCAAAUGAGAUCUCUCUCCUUCGCCACGACCGGGACAGCGACAGGACCGCACUGGAUACUUGCAUGUCGACACCUCUCCAAAAAGAGUGCAUGGCAGUUUACCGGACUAUAAAUAACCAACUCAUAGAUCUCGGAAUAGAAGGCAAUGGGGUGCCCGGUCCUCAAGUGUUUCAUGCCGUGCUUUUCUUUUGCCUCCUUACCAAAGAGUUACUUGAGAGGGGUGUCAGAGGGGAACAAGAAACAAACUUUAAGAUUAAUCUAGCAUUGCCUUGCUUUGCAAGCAAGGAUACCGCCUGUCCCCCAUUCUUCCUGCGACGUCUUCUGUCAGACAGAGGCAGAUACACAGCACCUGUCAGAGACAUGGUUGUCCGCUUGUUCGAGGAAAAAUGGCAGUAUUUGUGUGAACUUUACAGGGCGUUCGUGCAGAGUGGCCGACCCCACUUUACUGAAGCCGUGGACAUCUUGGAAGAGCGCAAAUCGUCACUUCUCCAGCCCAAGACGAAGGAAAUGACAAAUCUCCAGAAGCUUUACUCUGUCUCAGAGUUCCUCCUCGGACCUGUCACUGUGCCGGAACACAUCUUUCGUUUGAUUGAUGUCCAGCAUGCAGGUUUCUGUCGUUUGAUCGUUUUUCACAUUCUUCCAAAUGUCCACGCCAUACAUGGAACGCAUGAAGUCCCUACACGUGGUCAGUGCAUUCGUAUCGAGAGUUUGGAAAACUUUGCAGGGAGGGAAAACCAAGUAGUUAUAGGGAUAAUGCCUCACAAAGAUACCCUGGAGAGGUAUACAUUCAAAAGCUACGUUGCAGCACUGUCGUCUAGGGCCAGAACCAAACUAGAAAUACUGAGCGCAACAGCAUGGACCUUCAUAAGCAAUAUGGAUUUAGAGCAUGUACGAAUGCUCAAACCAUAUUUUGAUGAUCAACACCACGAGGAGCCAAAUUCUGAUACCGAUGGCCGCGGUGUUUGAAGUGGGUGUUUACCUGUCGAAAUGUUUGUGACGUUAUAAUGAGGUCAUUGCGGGUGACCUGAUAUCACCUUUAGCGUGCAUUUGCAAUACGUAUAAUAUACUGACUGAUGCUCACAACUAUAACAUCUGAACAUUUUGCAUAACAGCCGAAAUGUGGUUUUUGACUAAGCGACAAAAAAUUCUAACUGUAUAUUAAUACAGUUAGAAUUUUUUUUUUUUAGUUCAUGCGGCCGCGGAGAGAAAGUAACAGUGAAAACUAAAAGAGUGGUGACUCUCCAAAAAUAAUCCUAAGAAUCCCGGGAAACUCCUACUUGAUCUCGAUUACAACUUUGGAAUAGCGAAAUGUUCCACUUUCAAAAUCUAAAAGUGUUAUACAGGUGGGCGGUAUAGGUGAAGAAUAUAAAGUACCUUAAUUUUAGAUCACAUUACAACUUUUCCUUGUAUUUAAACUUGACACCUGGUAAAUGGUAUGCAAAGGAGUCGUGAAAUAUAAGUUUUAUUAUCUCACUGGAGAUGUUUGACGGCUUUCUAAACUUAAACUGUCGAUCCAAACAUGUUCCGCCAAGUUCAUCUGUAGAAGUCGAACGUUAAGUUCUCAUAACUUUUUUUUUUUUUGCUUCGCCAAUAAUGUACUUUAGUUAUCUUGAAAACUAUGCUGAUCCGCAGGGACUGUUGAGAUACUGAUGCCCAGGGAGGCUACAAAUCCCAGUGAUUCAACCGUCUCAGACAGUUUGAAAAUAUGACUAAAAGUGCGCCAUUAAUCAAAAUCCUAGAGGACAGAUAUAAAGAAAAUUAGAGGAUACAGAAAUAUGUGACCAGUCGUAUCGGUCACGUCCGCCAAUGACAGACGCUAACCAAGCUAAUUAAGCACGUGCCAUGCCGUGAUUAAUUUCACAGAAAUUAAUUUCUUGUACUUUCACAUUCCAGCAGAUAGUUGGUAGCCUGGGGUGAAACCUGUAAAUAUUGCAAGCUGUAACUUUGGCCGCGAAGCGCCCUGGAAUGCUUGCACCGGUACAAUCAGGGUUAAACCCUGGCACUGGUGUUUUUGUGUUGGUCCAAGUUUGCCAAGAAAAGGGUGAAAUCGGUUGCCGUGUGGGCAUAUAAAGGCCGCACAUUUUCCUGGUCGUCGCCACAGCAAACAAGGGUGUUCAGUCGUUUUGCUAGCUCAAAUAUCGCGCAGAAUUUCAUCUCAGUGAAAAGACUGUAAAUACACACAGGGAAUCAGAGAAUAUUCCGGCCUUUUUCCAUGAAUGGAGCUACAGUCGCUACGACCAAUGUGACCGAGUAGUCGGUGUAUGAGACAUUCACUGGGCGCCAACUGUUAUCUGCGUACAAUCUUCAUCACGAUGACCGUCGGGUUUUUCUAGUUCAACCUUGUCUUUGACAGGUGCCCACCAAAGAGGGCAAAGGAGGGCAGUUCGUCAGGUGAUGUCGUUACCUGGAAAAAUCGCCAUCGCGGAUAAAAAGGAGACACUAGUUGAUAUUUGCACCACCUGAGUGGUAAUCCUACUGUAAAGACAUACCGCGCCGCAUUUUAACAAUAUUCAACCGACAUAAGUUCCAUGUGAAGAUUUUAUCUGCCGUUAGGCGACAUCGUACUCAUAGUCACUUUUGUAUUGCACGUUGGGGAAGUCAAGAGAGAGCCGUGACUUUCGGCCAGGUUUGGGCUUUUUUAUUAUUGUAUAACACUGAUUUGGGAAUUGCUAUAUUGGCCACAAUAAU
This is a messenger RNA of Acanthaster planci (crown-of-thorns starfish), 5513 nucleotides long. RefSeq lists its product as uncharacterized. The record is from RefSeq and is a predicted model, not a curated record. Lineage: Eukaryota; Metazoa; Echinodermata; Asteroidea; Valvatida; Acanthasteridae.